UAAAUACGACGUCAUCGGGCGCCAGCCCCCGAGCCUGACGGGAUUGUGGCGGUCCUCUCUUCCUACUCGGAAGCGGCCUCUGCCUCCGGACGCUCUCAAGAUGGCGACCUCUCUGGGUUCCAACACUUACAACAGGCAGAACUGGGAAGAUGCGGACUUCCCCAUUCUGUGCCAGACCUGUCUUGGAGAAAACCCAUAUAUCCGAAUGACCAAAGAAAAGUAUGGGAAAGAAUGCAAAAUUUGUGCACGGCCAUUCACAGUAUUUCGCUGGUGCCCUGGUGUCCGCAUGCGUUUCAAGAAGACUGAAGUGUGCCAAACCUGCAGUAAAUUGAAGAAUGUCUGUCAGACCUGCCUCUUGGACCUCGAGUACGGCCUGCCCAUCCAGGUUCGUGACGCAGGGUUGUCUUUUAAGGAUGACAUGCCAAAAUCAGAUGUCAACAAAGAAUACUACACGCAGAAUAUGGAGAGAGAAAUUUCUAACUCUGAUGGAACGCGGCCAGUUGGCAUGCUGGGGAAAGCCACAUCUACCAGUGACAUGCUACUCAAACUGGCCCGGACCACGCCCUACUACAAAAGGAAUCGACCUCACAUUUGUUCCUUCUGGGUGAAAGGAGAGUGUAAGAGAGGAGAGGAAUGUCCUUACAGACAUGAGAAGCCUACAGAUCCUGAUGAUCCCCUUGCUGAUCAGAAUAUUAAAGACCGAUACUAUGGGAUCAAUGACCCCGUGGCCGAUAAGCUUCUAAAGCGGGCAUCUACAAUGCCCCGUCUAGACCCCCCGGAGGACAAGACUAUCACCACACUCUAUGUUGGUGGUCUGGGAGAUACCAUUACUGAGACAGAUCUAAGGAACCAUUUCUACCAGUUUGGGGAGAUCCGGACGAUCACUGUUGUACAGAGACAGCAGUGUGCUUUCAUCCAGUUUGCCACCAGGCAGGCUGCCGAAGUGGCCGCAGAGAAGUCUUUUAAUAAGUUAAUUGUCAAUGGCCGCAGACUCAACGUGAAAUGGGGCAGGUCCCAAGCAGCCAGAGGAAAAGAAAAGGAGAAGGAUGGAACUACAGAGUCGGGGAUCAAGCUAGAGCCUGUCCCAGGACUGCCAGGAGCUCUUCCACCUCCUCCUGCAGCAGCAGCAGAAGAAGAAGCCUCUGCCAACUAUUUCAAUCUGCCCCCAAGUGGUCCUCCAGCUGUGGUGAACAUUGCCCUGCCGCCACCCCCUGGCAUUGCCCCGCCCCCACCCCCAGGUUUUGGGCCACACAUGUUCCACCCAAUGGGACCACCCCCUCCUUUCAUGAGGGCUCCGGGACCAAUCCACUAUCCUUCUCAGGACCCUCAGAGGAUGGGAGCUCAUGCUGGGAAACACAACAGCCCCUAGCAUCUUCUCACCACCCCGUGGCUCUGCGGAAGAAAGGGCGUUUAAAAAUCCCAGUAAAUGAAUCUUGGAAUAAAUAUAUUUCUCCUUCCUUUGUAGUUUCCAUGGUAGCUGAAUGUGUUCAGAUGUGGGCAGUCAGAGAACGACAGCCAUGCUUUCCUACACAUAUUCAAAGGAUUGAUGGACUUCAUAUAAGCUGCCAUUAACACAUCUGGUUACUACUAUAACAUUACUAAUAAAACUUAAUGCCUCUUCCCUUACCUCUAUGGAGAACAAGAACUGGGUGAAUUGAAAUGUCCAAUGGAGUUACCAUCAUAAUUAUAUGUUCAUUUUGUAUCUUUUUUGGGGGGGCAAAAUUGACCUGCGGUUAAAAAAAAAACUUGACCAUUUUUAUGUCCAUUGGGUAUAUUUCUUUUUACCAUCUGAACAGAUUCCUGGUACUAAUCAUUGUAGUGGCCUGAGUGUGAUGUAAUGCUUCUGAAGUCACAUCCUCAGAGAGACAGUAGGAAACAGCACCCAGCACAGCCCAGGUCUUUUCUUAUCUCUCCUUUCCUCAUUUAUUACUAAAGGAAUCUGCUGAUAGUUUUGCUUCUCUACGAUACCAAAAAAGACAAAACAGAAAUUAGUUUUUAUUCCUGUCAAUCAAAUGGAAACACAAAUGUGGAGCUGUGUAUCAAUGAAGAGAUCUGGGAUGAAAUGAUUUCAAAGGACUUCUGGAAAACACUUUCACAAUCUGUAACACAAAAAACAUCGGAGUAUGUUUGAGUGGAAGACUUGUGAUCCACACAGAGACUUUGACCUUCAGCAUUCACCUUCGUGUGUCUUCAGUGUCUCAUUUUAAUUCCUUGCUUCUGGGCAGGGGACUAUUUGGUCUUAGGAUGUUUUGGAUAUAACUGAACUGUAGAUGGAGGGAAAAUUGAUGUUGUGUUGCGUUUUUGUUUUUAAAAAAUUAAAACGGGUCAAUUUU
This is a messenger RNA of Condylura cristata (star-nosed mole), 2333 nucleotides long. RefSeq names its product RNA binding motif protein 22 (gene RBM22). The coding region runs from base 101 to 1369 and encodes 422 amino acids. Gene Ontology annotation, cellular component: Prp19 complex; U2-type catalytic step 1 spliceosome; U2-type catalytic step 2 spliceosome. The transcript is spliced from 11 exons. The record is from RefSeq and is a predicted model, not a curated record. NCBI's taxonomy places the organism in Eukaryota, Metazoa, Chordata, Mammalia, Eulipotyphla, Talpidae. Gene Ontology annotation, molecular function: pre-mRNA binding; metal ion binding; U6 snRNA binding.